AUGGACAUCUCCAAAAGAAAGCCUCCUCUUACCCGCUCUCGCAAUGAAGCAGAAAGCAACCCCAACAACAGGCGCAGUUGCAAACAAUGCAACCAGCGAAAAGUCGGCUGUGACAAAAUAUAUCCCUGCUGUAGUCGAUGCCUAAAAGCCGGUGUUGAAUGCACAUACCCGGGUCAGAAGCGAGCUCCACGGAAACUGAAGAGGCCGCCGAUAUCCGAGAUUUUGGCCCGUCUGAAGGAGUUGGAAGAAGAGGUUGAGUGGUUACGGUCUCGGUCUGAGACUUCGCCAAAGGGACAUGAAGAAGCUGUAAGCCCUGCUCAGGCAGAGGUUGUCAAUGAGGUGGAAACCUCUCGUGGAAGAUUGGUUGUGCGCGAUGGCCGAAGUCGGUAUGUUGGGGAUGAGGCGUCGGUGGUUCUUGGAGAGAAGAUUAGUGAAUUACGGGAGAUCUGUGAUGGAUCUUCAGAUGAGGAGAGUAUCGCGUAUUCAAUCAAGACGAAUAACGGCACGUUUUCUGUCCCAUCCAUUGGGAUUUUCGGGUUUGAUCAUUCAACGAGUAUUGACGCAAGCUACAAUGAAUAUCCCCAACCACUACGUGUGCAAGCACUGUGGGAUGUUUACCAGGUGAAUGUGGCUCCUAUGAUAGCAUUCAUACACAAACCCUCAAUAGAUACUUUAGUGCGAGAGCUCAAUGCAAACCCUAAGCUACAGCUAGACCCUGCACAGGACGCCCUAAUAAGGGCUAUUUGCUUCGCAGCUGUGGUGAGCAUGACACCGCAAAAGUGUCUUUCUGUCCUUGGCGAGGGCCACGAUGCCUGCAUCAAUGAGUACAGCAUCGCUGUGAGACAGGCUCUCGGAAAGGCGAAUCUCAUACAAACCAAGGAUGUCCAACUUUUGCAGGCCUCCGUCCUAUUCUUAUUGUGUCUCCGCCGGUAUGGCGACUCACGGCUUGUGUGGGCUGAAGCAGCGGUUGUGGUUCGGGUUGCGCAGCGGCUGGGUGUACACCGUGAUGGUGAACAUCUGGGCUUAUCCUCGUUCGAAGUUGAACUCCGCCGUCGACUGUGGUGGCAUAUCUGUAUUCUUGACAUGCUCUGCUCGGAAGACCAGGGAACUGACCCGCAGAUAUGGCCUGAUAUGUUUGAUACGAAGAUUCCUUCAAACAUUGAUGGCAAUGACCUCACGCCGCAUAUGACAGUCCUUCCAGCCGUGCAUCAGGGGCAUACAGAUAUUACGCUGUGUAUCAUAAACUGUGAGAUCAUAAGCAAUUUAUACUGGUCCGUCAAGUUCUUGAAUAAGAAUUCCAGGCAGCUUUCUACGCCCGAGAGAGGAAGCAUCAUAUCCAAUCUGGCAGACCGUCUCGAAACACAAUAUCUGCGCAAAUUAAACCUUGACAUCCCGAUACAGUGGAUAACAGCUGUAAUUGCCCGUCUUAUGUUGUCCACAGCAUGGCUAGUCAAUCGCCUCGAUGCCGCCAGAGCAGAUCAAGCCUCAAACUCGACGACGAAUGAUGAAAUCUUUGACAUGGCACUUGAAACCCUGAAAUUUGCCACGCUGCUACAGAAUAACGCGACAACAGCUCCGUGGGAUUGGCUGUGCAAGACAUACAAGCACAGGAACGUCGCAGCGUUUGUUCUUUCUGAAAUCUGUGUACGGCCCCUCACGCCUGAGACAGAGCAUGCAUGGGAGGUGGUUUCGCAGCUCUGCAAUCAAUGGCUAUCUGAGGAUUCACAGACACAAACGCAUACAAUGCUUCAGAAGCCCUUGGCCCGGUUGAUGGAACGCGCAUUUCUUGCGCGUAGGAAGAAGCUAGGCGAGGACCAAACAGCUGUGUCUGCAGAACCCAAUAUGAAGAUAUCACCAAAGCCUACUACAGGACCUCCGAAUGAAGUCCCAUUAGGAGACGACCUUCUUAUUCCGGGAGAUAUUGAACCCGAAUUUUCAUUCUCGAAUCUAGAUUGGCUCACAGGGCCAUUGCUAUAA
Molecule: messenger RNA, 1977 nt
Organism: Talaromyces marneffei
Lineage: Eukaryota; Fungi; Ascomycota; Eurotiomycetes; Eurotiales; Trichocomaceae
Exons: 2
Coding region: 1-1977 (658 amino acids)
Biological process (GO): regulation of DNA-templated transcription; DNA-templated transcription
Molecular function (GO): zinc ion binding; DNA binding; DNA-binding transcription factor activity, RNA polymerase II-specific
Source: RefSeq, a predicted model, not a curated record